Messenger RNA from Symbiodinium pilosum, 777 nucleotides. The record is from the annotation of a GenBank genome assembly. Lineage: Eukaryota; Dinophyceae; Suessiales; Symbiodiniaceae.
AUGAAGCUAGCUCUAUGCGGCAAGGAAGGGCCGAAGACAGGGUUCUUCCACGAUGAGAAGGGCUUUGGAUUCAUUAAGCAAGACGAUGGCGGCAACGACCUUUUCGUCCACCGCAACGAUGUCAUCGACACCCUGUUGAACGAGGGCGAUCACGUGCAGUACAGCGAGGCGGUUGAUAACAGAAGUGGCCGAAUGAAGGCCCACCAAGUUACAGGAGGAUCCGGUGCACCAAAGCCACCCCAAGAGAAGGGUGCAGGAAAGGGAGGCAAGGGCAAGAAAGGAGGCAAAAGAUCCCCUCCCAACGAGCCCAGCCUCCCGAACCCUAUGCCAACCUUGCCGGAUGUCCCGACCCAAGAAACCAGCCUUUCCCAGAAGAUGGGCCAGCUCGGCUCUCUGACGGAUGCUGCAGCGAUGUUCGGAUGCAGCAACCCAGCCAUGCUGAUGGGCAAGGGAGGCUUCCCAAGCGCAUGCUGUGGGUGCAACCCAUGCGGUGGGUGCGGUGACACCCAGAACAAGAUGGGCUGCUGUGGAGGCUGUGGUUGCGGCGGUCUCUGUGGUGGCUGCGGCUGUGGAGGUUGCGGAGGCGGUGGCUGCGGGGGAGGUUGCGGCGGGUGUGGUAGUGCCUGUGGGGGAUGCGGAGGUUGCGGGCAAUGCAUGGGAGGCUGCGGAGGCAAUUGCGGCAACCUGUCGAUGAGCGGCAACAGCUGCAAUGCGGGAGGCUGUGGGUGCGGGUGCAGCAGCGGUAAUGCGUGCAACACGCCCUGCAACCCUGGGAGC